This is a messenger RNA of Panicum virgatum (switchgrass), 1032 nucleotides long. Its product is annotated as glycine-rich cell wall structural protein 1-like. The transcript has a single exon. NCBI's taxonomy places the organism in Eukaryota, Viridiplantae, Streptophyta, Magnoliopsida, Poales, Poaceae. The record is from RefSeq and is a predicted model, not a curated record. The coding region runs from base 46 to 699 and encodes 217 amino acids.
CGAGCGCAUGCAGCAAACUGAAGCUGUGCCAUUCUUCCGACUUCCAUGCAGACUCCCAUGGCGAGCUCCACUUGCCGCCCGGUCAUUUCAGUUUUGCUAGCGUGCUCCUUCCUUCUCCCUCUUACCCAUGCAAGGCUUCUCCUCGCCGGCACCACCAACGGCACCGUCGUCAACGAGAGCAAAUCCUUCUCCAUCAGAGCCGGCAGCGGGGAGGGCGGCGGCCGCGGAUUCGGCGUGACCAUCGGCCACGGCGGGCACGACACGUCGAUUGGGAUCGGCGGUGGGUUCGGAGGCGGAGCCGGCACUGCCCGUGGCGGCGGCGCGAGCGUGGGAGGCGGAGCGGGCGCUGGCGUCGGCAUCAACGUAGGACACGGCGGGGUUGAUGUUGGGAUCGGCGGGGGCGGGGGCGGUGCGGUCAGCGGCGGCGGCGGCGGCGGUGUUGGUGUUCACAUAGGCCGUGGUGGAGUGAGUGUUGGCACGGGUGGCGGCGGCGGCGGCGGCGGAGGUGUGGGUGGCGGAAACGGUGGUGGUGGUUCCGGCGGUGGCAGCGGUGUUGGACGUUCCGGCAACGCGGUCGGGAGCGGCGGAGGGUACGGGAACGCGAAUGGAAGUAGCGGAGGUGGAGCGGGCAGUGGAGUUGGGUCGGCCGGCGGAGCUGUUGGCGGCGGCUCUGGAGGUGGCGGCGGUGGCCAAGGUUGAAGAGGUAUCUCCAUCUUAUUAAUUCAACAAGACAAGUCAUGAGUGAAACUGGUCGCUGAUUAUAAUGAACUAGAAUCCCCAAAAGGGUAUAGAUAUAGUAACUAUAUCCAAGAUCGAAAUGUAUAGUAGUGAUAUAUGAAAUUUAUACUCUGCUUGGCACAUCCUCAAAAUGUCUUUGCUGUUGUGGGUCUAGUAUGUGUUUAUGUAAGCUUGUCAUCUUCUGCAAAGUGCUUAGUAACAAUUGUAGUAUGUCUGCACGGUAUAUUGAUGAAUGAAUGGAUGAAACAUGUAUGGUGUUUGGUGUAUUUAAAACAGCUCAAAAGGCUUUACAAA